Dermatophagoides pteronyssinus (European house dust mite) is the source of this 787-nucleotide messenger RNA. RefSeq lists its product as uncharacterized. The record is from RefSeq and is a predicted model, not a curated record. Lineage: Eukaryota; Metazoa; Arthropoda; Arachnida; Sarcoptiformes; Pyroglyphidae.
AACAAAUCAAGAAUGACAACUGAAAAUAGAACGAAAUUAACAUUGAAAACAUCGUUAUCAUCAACAUUAUCAUCAUUCAAAUCCAAAUCAUCAUUAUCAUCAGAUAAAAUGGCAACAACAACAAAAUCCUUAUUAAUGACGAGGCAUAUGAUAAUAUCGAUAUUGUUAACAAUAAUUAUCCAUUAUAUUCUAUUGAUAGAAUGUAGUGGAUAUGGCGGCGGCGGUGGUGGAGGUGGUUAUGGACAUGUUGAAUAUGCACGACCAGUAAAAAUAAUAGUAAAACAUAUAGCCAAACAUGUACCAUAUCCAAAACCAUAUCCAGUUUAUAAAAAAGUAUAUGUACCAAAACCAUAUCCAAUAUUUAAACCAUUACCGGUUGCAAAAUUUGUACCAAAACAUGUUAUUGUACCGGUAACUAAAUAUGUUUAUGCACCAUAUCCAGUAUUGAAACCAAUACCGGUUGCUAAACCAUUUCCAGUACCAAAACCAAUGCCGGUACCUGUUCCGGUUAAGGUACCAAAACCAUAUAUAGUACAUGUACCAAAACAUGUACCAGUUGCAAAACCAUAUCCGGUACCAGUACCGGUAAAAGUUCCAAAACCAAUUGUUGUACCUGUUAUGAAACAUGUACCAUAUCCUGUACCAAAACCUGUUCAUAAAAUUAUACCUGUCUAUAAAGAAGUACCAUAUAUUGUUAAAAAACAUGUACCAGUUUUAGUCGAACAUCAUUAUAAAGAAGUCAAAGUACCAUUGAAACAUUAUGGUGGCUAUUAAGAACAAAACAAAA